This is a messenger RNA of Cicer arietinum (chickpea), 1492 nucleotides long. It is a transcript of the gene NAC63, whose product is annotated as NAC domain-containing protein. Gene Ontology annotation, biological process: regulation of DNA-templated transcription. NCBI's taxonomy places the organism in Eukaryota, Viridiplantae, Streptophyta, Magnoliopsida, Fabales, Fabaceae. Gene Ontology annotation, molecular function: DNA binding. The record is from RefSeq and is a predicted model, not a curated record.
UUAUUCUUUAUAAUUAAAUCCCUUCACACAUUCCUAACCUAAACUCUCUCUCUCUCUCUCUCCAUAUUUUCUUCAACUCACACUAUAUACCUUCAUCAUUCACUGCACUACUUCUCUUCUUUAAACUACACUCACCAGUAAUUUGAUAUGAUGGAGUCCAUGGAGUCAUGUGUCCCACCAGGGUUUCGAUUCCACCCAACUGAUGAAGAACUUGUUGGUUAUUAUCUCAGAAAGAAAGUUGCUUCUCAGAAAAUUGACCUUGAUGUUAUCCGAGAGAUCGAUCUUUAUCGUAUCGAACCAUGGGAUCUUCAAGAGAGAUGCAGGAUCGGGUAUGAAGAGCAGAAUGAGUGGUAUUUUUUCAGCCACAAAGAUAAAAAGUAUCCAACAGGGACAAGAACUAACAGAGCUACUAUGGCUGGGUUUUGGAAAGCAACAGGAAGAGAUAAAGCAGUUUAUGACAAGAUGAAAUUAAUUGGAAUGAGAAAGACACUUGUUUUCUACAAAGGAAGAGCACCUAAUGGACAGAAAUCUGAUUGGAUCAUGCAUGAGUAUAGGCUUGAAUCUGAUGAAAAUGGACCUCCACAGGAGGAAGGAUGGGUUGUGUGUAGAGCAUUUAAGAAAAGAGCAACCAAUAGCCAAACAAAAAACACUAUUGAAAGAUGGGACACAAGCUACUUCUAUGAAGAAGCAAGUGGAAUGAGUUCCAUGGUGGAUCCAAUUGAUCUAAUCUCAAGGCAACCUCAAAGCUUUUUAGCUCAAAGUUUCAAUAUGUGUAAGCAAGAGAUAGAAGCAGAAAAUAACAACAACAACAACAGCUUGAUAAGUUGCAUGCAUGCAGACCAAUUUAUACAGCUUCCUCAGCUUGAGAGUCCUUCAUUGCCAUUAGUAAAGAGACCAAGCAUAGUGUCUCUAGUAUCAGAGAAUAAUGAUGAUAAUAAUGAUGAUGAUCAAAAGAGGUUAUUAUUAUUAUCAAACAACAAUGUUACUACUAUUACUACUACUAAUAAUAAUAAUAAUAAUAAUAAUAACAAUAAUCAAGUUACUACUGAUUGGAGAGCUCUUGAUAAGUUUGUGGCUUCUCAACUAAGUCAUGAAGAUGAAGGAGUGUUGUCAAGCUUUGGAACAAAUAUUCUUCUUCCUAACUCAGAUAUGGCAUUGAUGUUAAUGCAAGGUAGUAGGGAUGAAGGGAACAAGUUCUUAAAUGCAAGCUCAGACUGUGAUAUUGGGAUAUGCGUAUUUGAAAAAUGAAGAAAUUAUUAAGAAGAAGAAAAUAAUAAACCAUAUUUUAUUAUUUGUAUUGUACUAGUAAGUAGUAGUACUAUAUAAAUGUUUCAUGGAUAAAAAUAUAUGUUGAGAGGAGACAUAUUAUAUAUUAAUAUUUUUGUAAAAAUAUUACUAUGUUUUGUGGAAGAAUUAAGAAGUGUGUCUGCCCCUUUUGUGUGUGAGUGCAAAUUCAGAUGCAUGCGUCAAAUAAAUGGCUCUUGAAUCUAAA